This is a messenger RNA of Jaculus jaculus (lesser Egyptian jerboa), 3345 nucleotides long. It is a transcript of the gene Ern2, whose product is annotated as endoplasmic reticulum to nucleus signaling 2. Bases 1 to 3345 code for a protein of 1114 amino acids. The record is from RefSeq and is a predicted model, not a curated record. Gene Ontology annotation, molecular function: RNA endonuclease activity; protein serine/threonine kinase activity; ATP binding. Gene Ontology annotation, cellular component: IRE1-TRAF2-ASK1 complex. NCBI's taxonomy places the organism in Eukaryota, Metazoa, Chordata, Mammalia, Rodentia, Dipodidae. Gene Ontology annotation, biological process: protein phosphorylation; intrinsic apoptotic signaling pathway in response to endoplasmic reticulum stress; mRNA processing. The transcript has 23 exons.
AUGGCGGAGCCGCGGGGCGCGGGGUGCGGUCAGCGCGGCGGGGACCCCGCGUCCUCCCCGCCCGGCCCGAGGCGGAGGCGGAGGCGGAGGCACGGCCGUCCAGUGCCCCGGGGCCCAAGGCCACCGGCCUGGCGCGCGGCCGGGCUCCCGAACCCCGGCGUUCCUCGCCUCCCACCUACCACCAGGGAGAACAGAAAACAAUGCCCGGGGCAGCGGGUCAGAGGGGAGGCUGCGAACAACGAGUCGUUUCAGCCCCGAGAUGGAGGUGCGGACGGGGGCGGGGCAGGCAUCCACCCUCCUCCUCCACCCCGACCUCCCGGACCUCCCGGAGCCCGGUUCGCCCAGCGACGCCCGGGGAGAGAUCAAGUCCUGCUGGGCAGGGAGGGGCUGUUCCAGUCCGGGCACAGGAAGAGAGAGGGGGCCGGCAGAGGGGACGGGAGGAUCCUGGAGGAGUGGGGAGGUUUCCUUUCCCCAGGAGCUCUAACUCCUCUCGCUCUCCGAGCGGGGGCCCUGCGGUCCCCAGACUGUGCGGAGGGACCGCCGACCCUGCGGCUGCCCUCGCCCCCGCCCGAUGUCGAGCGUGGCCCGAUGGUCCAGGCUGGGGCUCUGGCCCCUGCUGCUGCUGGCGGCGCUGUCUGGGAUGCUCUGGGCACAGAGAGUCUCCUGCUUGUGUCUACCUUGGAUGGAAGUCUACACGCACUGAACAAGCGGACGGGGGACUUGAAGUGGACCCUCAAGGAUGAUCCCAUCAUCCAAGGACCAAUGUAUGUCACAGAAAUGGCUUUUCUCUCUGACCCAGCUGAUGGCAGCUUAUACAUUUUGGGGACCCAGAAACAACAGGGGUUGAUGAAACUGCCAUUCUCUAUCCCAGAGCUGGUUCAUUCCUCUCCCUGCCGCAGCUCAGAUGGGGUCUUCUACACAGGCCGGAAGCAGGAUGCCUGGCUUGUGGUGGACCCUGAGUCAGGGGAGGCUCGGAUGACACUGAGCACAGAGGGGUUUUCUACCCCCCGCCUCUACAUUGGCCGCACACAGUACACAGUUACCAUGCAUGACCCAAGGGCCCCAAGCCUGCGCUGGAAUGCCACCUACCGUCGCUACUCAGCACCACCCAUGGAUGGUUCACGUGGGAAAUACAUGAGCCACCUGGCAUCCUGUGGGAUGGGCCUUCUGCUCACUGUGGACCCUGGAAGUGGGACAGUGCUGUGGACACAGGACCUGGGUGUGCCUGUGAUGGGUGUGUACGUCUGGCACCAGGACGGCCUGCGCCAACUACCCCAUCUCACACUGGCUCGGGACACCCUGCACUUCCUCGCCCUCCGCUGGGGCCACAUCCGGCUGCCUGCCUCGGACCCCCAGGACCCAGCCACCCACUUCUCUGCCUUGGACACCCAGCUUCUGAUGACAUUGUAUGUGGGGAAAGAUGAAGCUGGCUUCUAUGUCACGAAAGCACUGGUCCACACAGGGGUGGCCCUCGUGCCUCGUGGACUGGCCCUGGCCCCCAUGGACGGCCCCACAACGGAUGAGGUGACGUUGCAAGUCUCAGGGGAACGUGAGGGCUCCCCCAGCACUGCUGUGAGAUACCCCUCAGGCAGCGUGACCCUCCCUAGCCAGUGGCUUCUCAUCGGACACCACGAACCACCCCCAGUCCUGCAUACCACCAUGCUCAGGGUGCAUCCCACCCCAGGAAGAGAGUCUGCUGAGACAAGGCACUCAAAGAACGUCCAUGCUUCAACUGUCUUCUCAGAGCUCCUGAGCCUGAGUAGGGAGGAAUCUUGGGACCCAGCGCUGCAUCCCGAAGAGAAAACUCCAGACUCUUAUCCAGGACUGGGAUCCCAUGACCUGCUGGCAGGUAGCCUCGCUGCCCUCCUCCUGGGAGUCUGGAUUCUCUACCUGAUGAGGCAGGAACAGCAGCAACUGGAAAAGAAGCAGCAACAGAUCCCUUCAGCACCUGCAAGCCCUCCUGACAUCUCGCAGGGUGCUCAGGUGCAAGCCUCAAGGGCCAUCUCACAGAGCCAGAAGAGACUGAAAAGCCCCUCCGAGCAAACCCAGUCAUCCUGUGACUCAGAAGUGGAGCAGCUCACUGUGGUGGGGAAGAUUUCCUUCAACCCCAAGGCUGUGCUGGGCCGUGGAGCAGGCGGGACUUUUGUUUUCCGGGGACAGUUUGAGGGGCGGCCUGUGGCUGUCAAACGGCUCCUCCGAGAAUGCGUCAGCCUGGUCCAGCGGGAGGUUCGGCUGCUGCAAGAGUCUGACAGGCACCCCAACGUUCUCCGCUACUUCUGCACUGAGCGGGGUCCCCAGUUCCACUAUAUUGCCCUGGAGCUCUGCCAGGCCUCCUUGCAGGAGUAUGUAGAGAACCCUAACCUGGACCGCUGGGGCUUAGAGCCCAUAAUGGUGCUACAGCAGAUGAUGUCCGGCUUGGCCCACCUGCAUUCCUUACACAUAGUGCACCGAGACCUGAAGCCUGGCAACAUUCUCAUCGUGGGGCCUGACAGCCAGGGUCAAGGCAGGGUGGUCCUCUCUGACUUUGGCCUCUGCAAGAAGCUGCCUGCUGGCCACUGCAGCUUUAGCCUCCAUUCAGGCAUCCCAGGCACGGAAGGCUGGAUGGCACCUGAGCUCUUAGAGCUCCUGCCCUCAGAUAGUCCUACCAGCGCCGUGGAUAUCUUCUCUGCAGGCUGUGUGUUCUAUUACGUGCUCUCUAGUGGCAGCCAUCCCUUUGGGGACAGUCUCUUUCGCCAGGCUAACAUCCUAGCAGGGACUCCCUGUCUGGCUCAUCUGGAAGAAGAGGACCAUGACAAAGUUGUGGCCCGGGACCUGGUAGAAGCCAUGCUGAGCCUAGCGCCCCUGGCACGCCCCUCGGCCAGGUGUGUGCUGGCCCACCCCCUCUUCUGGAGCAAAGCCAAGCAGCUGCAAUUCUUCCAGGAUGUCAGUGACUGGCUGGAAAAGGAGACAGAGCAGGGGCCACUGGUGAUGGCCCUGGAGACGAGAGGCACCGAGGUUGUCCGGAACAACUGGCACAAACACAUCUCAGCACCACUGCAGGCAGAUCUGAGGAAGUUCCGGUCUUAUAAGGGGACAUCAGUACGGGACCUGCUCCGUGCCAUGAGGAACAAGAAGCACCACUACAGAGAACUCCCGGCUGAGGUGCGCCAGGCACUAGGCCAGGUCCCUAAUGGCUUCGUGCAGUAUUUUACACACCGCUUCCCACGGCUGCUACUCCACACUCACCACGCCAUGAGAAGCUGUGCCUCUGAGAGCCUCUUCCUGCCCUACUAUGUGCCAGACUCAGAUGCCAGAGGCCACAAGGAGCUAGGUAGCCAAGGCUUCAGAGGUGGGCCAAGGAGUUGA